CCUCUGAAUCAGAGAAGCAACAUGGAGAAGGUCACAGAGUUCCUCUGCUGCUAUAAAAACUACAACUUUGCUGUUGGUUUGACCACCGCAGAGUACAUCGAUUCUCUUCAGUCCUUUGAAGUUCGAGACAGCGACAUCUUCCUUGUCACCUAUGCAAAGUCAGGAACCAUCUGGACUCAACAGAUCAUCAUCUCCAUCUGCGAGCUGGCCGGAGAACUGAAUGAAAAUCCAAAGAACUGGAACCAGAUGCCCUGGCUGGAGUACCCGGUGGGUGAGCAGGAAUACACCACCAGACCGUCUCCUCGACUCUUUACCAGCCACCUCACUCCGGCUCUUUUACCUCCAGGACUGAAGAAAAAGAAGGCAAAGAUCAUCUAUGUGAUGCGGAAUCCAAAAGACAUCGCCGUCUCCUAUUAUCACUUCAGCAGUGAAUGUUCACACCUGGAAACUCCAACGAGCAUCGAGCAUUUUCUCCAGCAGUACCUGAAGGGAAACGUCGCAGGAUCAUCCUGGUUUGACCAUGUCAGGGACUGGCGUUCCAACAAAGACCAGUACAACAUCCUCUUCCUCAGCUAUGAGGACAUGAUUCUGGACCUGAAAGGAGCAGUGAAAAAGGUCUGCAGCUUCUUGGGGAAAAACCUGAGUGAAGCCGCCGUCGAGCAAGUUGUUGAAAAGGCAACAUUUAAGAACAUGAAGAACGACCCAAAAGCAAACUAUGAGUUUGAACCACAACAAAAGAUUCAAGGAAACUUCAUGCGCAAAGGUCAAAUCGGUGACUGGAAGAACUUGCUCACUGCUGAACAGAGCCAAGAAGUGGAUCGACUCCUUCAGGAGAAACUGGGCGACUUGUCUCUGAAGUUCAUCUGGGAAUAAAGAGUCGCCACAGCAGCUUUA
Molecule: messenger RNA, 894 nt
Organism: Salarias fasciatus (jewelled blenny)
Lineage: Eukaryota; Metazoa; Chordata; Actinopteri; Blenniiformes; Blenniidae
Product: amine sulfotransferase-like
Exons: 6
Coding region: 22-873 (283 amino acids)
Molecular function (GO): sulfotransferase activity
Source: RefSeq, a predicted model, not a curated record